ACAUGAAAUAUAAUUUCAGAAUCAAUAUGCCUCUGGACUGCCGGGGGUUCUGGUCUUGGGAUAAAUUUAAGCUGACCCAUGAAGAUUCGGACAGAUUUCAUCGGUCACAGUGGAAUAAAGCAGGAGAAAUUACAACAUGGUAUCUUGUUUACAGAAUAUGUAUAGCUCUAGCAAUGGUUAUCGGAGUAGCAGCACAUAUAGGAUCAACAACAGAUACCCUAGGAUCAAAAUGGUUUAUUUACAUGACGAAUCAGGGUAUAGGACUCCUGACUAUCCACUACGUCAUCUAUGCUGGAAUAGUCUCAGGAAGGUAUUUUUCCUCAACUUCUAAAGAGAUAUUUCCUCGGUUGUACUCCUUCUCCUGGGGUAUGCAGACCACCUUCACAACCAUAGCGCUCUUUAUCACCUUGAUCUACUGGGCCUUCCUUCAUCGAUACGUUGUAGAGUUUAAUCUACUUCCGGGGACAUGGAUGAAGGUUCUGAAUGUUUUCCUUCAUGCCAUCAACUCAGUCAGUGCAUUGAUUGACCUCUUCCUAACAGCUAGACCAAUCCGGUUCCAGCACGUGUACCUGCCCCUGCUGUUCGGAAUCUACUACGCAAUAUUCUCCGUCAUAUACUGGGCAGCUGGAGGGGUAGGAAUAUGCAGAUCUGAGACAGAUUGUGAUCCUUACAUUUACCCAAUCCUGGACUGGGAUGGAAACCCAGGUGGUGCAGUUCUCUUUGUAUUUCUAGGAUUCAUCGGAACAUUUAUCAUUCAGGGGUUCGUGUACGGACUGUACAGACUAAGAACGGUUAUUCACAAGAAAGCGACAGGAACAGAACUUAUUACAGAUUAAUCAGCUCUUAUUUACGGAUAAUUCGAACCCAACAAAAAUGUUGAACCAAUAAGAAUCCAAAAAUAGUUUUUGAGUAUAACAUAAAAAACCUGAGCAGUGAUAAACAAGUCAAAUUUCCCUCAUGAAGUAAAUAUUUUCAAUUUUGUAGAAAAAGAUGAAAUAUUUACUUAACUUGUGCUGUGUGUAUGAAAUAUGAUUUUUCAAUAAACAAGAAUCAUAUUAUUAUUAUUGUUAUAUUUUCAUUAGUUUUCACUCUUUUGUAAGCAUUUAUCUAUACCACGAGAGCCAAAACUCUUUCAUAGGAAGACGACAUCCAGACGCAAGUUAUGAUUUUAAUUAAUUCAAUGAUUAUGAGACUGAAGCAAUCGGUAAAUUAGCACAAACCAUUUUACUUGAUCAGUAAUGUUUAGUUACUAUAAUAGUGUUAAACUAUUUGUGUUGUAACAACAUCAAAUACACUAAAACUAUCCUUUAAUGUCGUCUUGAUCAAUAAUGUUUAGUUACUAUAAUAGUGUUAAACUAUUUGUGUUGUAACAACAUCAAAUACACUAAAACUAUCCUUUAAUGUCGUCUUCAUAUUCCACAGUUUUCUGGUUCUCACUGUAUAAAUGUUGAAUAACAUGUAUUUUGUAUCAAAAUAAAGCACUUAUUUCAUCCACAAACUUCCUCGAGUAUUUUAUCUUUGAUUUAUCAUUUCCUAAAUAGAAUUAUUUUUUCAAAAUGAUAAUCUUUAAAAGUUAAACAAUUUUUUUUUACUUUUUCUUUUUGGGUAAAUCUAGAAAUUGUUUAUUAACUCUUGCAAUGAGAUCCAGAAAACUCUGGAAUAUGACGACGACUUUAAGCCUGAAGUUAUGUCUUUAAAUAGUCCAAUUUAGAAAUUUAGACAAAUAAAUAUUACAUAGA
Molecule: messenger RNA, 1739 nt
Organism: Eurytemora carolleeae
Lineage: Eukaryota; Metazoa; Arthropoda; Copepoda; Calanoida; Temoridae
Product: protein rolling stone
Exons: 11
Coding region: 3-836 (277 amino acids)
Cellular component (GO): membrane
Source: RefSeq, a predicted model, not a curated record